UCAGUCAUAAUUAGCACAUCAACUUCCGUGUAUCGAGGCACCACCAGCACCGCUGCUGCUGCUGCUGCUGCUUCCGCGUCACAUGAACCUUCAGCCCGCCGGACGGUCCAGAGCUGCCCGCCACAAACACCCAGCACCAUGCGCCCCAUUCCCGAGGAGUUAACGACGCUCAUUGCAGAUCUAGAGAGUUUCCUUUGUGAUGGAUUAAAAGGGGAAAAUCUUAGCAAGAAGGCAAAAGAGAAGAAGGAGGCCUUCAUCAAGCGGAUUAAAGAGGUCAAACUGAGUUUCCCACAAGAUUUCAAGGACAAAAGUGGAGAUGACUCAGAAGAGGAGGAGGAAUUUGACAGCAACAACGACGGAGGCUCGCUGCAGUCUGAGCGCACAGACAAGGAUGAGGAGGCCUGCGAAGGUGCCCAGCAGUCCCCACCCGUGGCGGCUCAGGACCUGACGUCUGUCUUCAAAGCUGGAUACCUUGAGAAGCGCAGAAAGGAUCACAGCUUUUUUGGCACCGAGUGGCAGAAGAGAUGGUGUGCCCUCAGCCAUAACAUCUUCUACUAUUACGGCAGUGAGAAAGACAAGCAGCAGAAGGGGGAGUUCAAUAUCGACGGGUACACUGUCAAGAUGAACAGCACCUUACGCAAGGACUCAAAGAAGGACUGUUGCUUUGAGAUUUCGGCUCCAGACAAGCGAGUCUAUCAGUUUUGUGCGUCAUCGACGAAAGAGGCGGAGGAAUGGGUGAAACAGAUAGACUUUGUUUUGAAAGAUAUGACGGGCAUCAUCCCAGAAGAUGAAGACGAGUUGGAACAGGAAGUGUACGAUGAUGUUGGUGCAAUCGAUGAAGACAUCUACGAAGAGCUCCCUGAGGAGGAGAUGCCUACUCCAGCAAAGCCUCCUCCAAAGGUGGAGCCACUGAGCAAACCUGCUCCGCCCGCUGCAGUUGAUAAGAGCACAGACUACCCCAACUACUACCAGGGCAUAUGGGACUGUACGGGGGACUUCCCAGACGAGCUGUCCUUCAGACGUGGAGAUGCCAUCUACAUCCUGAGCAGGGAGUACCAGAACUUUGGCUGGUGGGUUGGAGAGAAGAACGGAAGCAUAGGAAUCGUCCCCAAAGACUACCUGAUGGAGCUUUAUGUUCUAUAAAUACAGUCCUUGAUCCUCAUUCCUAUCCCAUUUCAACUGCAAGAGACUGAAGACGGCUGAACGAAAAGAUUUUCAUAUGACUGAAAUGCCUGUUUGAGUAUUUUUCUACAGUAGCUACACUUUACACUGCUUCUUUGUAUUUAUUUUCUUUCCACAACAGCAUUUCACCUUGAGCCUGUGGCCAAUUUUGCAUUUGCAAAAGUCCAACUGAAUAAAAAUCUAAAGGUGUGGUGUACCAGA
Molecule: messenger RNA, 1383 nt
Organism: Acanthopagrus latus (yellowfin seabream)
Lineage: Eukaryota; Metazoa; Chordata; Actinopteri; Spariformes; Sparidae
Gene: skap2
Product: src kinase associated phosphoprotein 2
Exons: 13
Coding region: 139-1143 (334 amino acids)
Cellular component (GO): plasma membrane; cytoplasm
Molecular function (GO): protein binding
Source: RefSeq, a predicted model, not a curated record